AUCUACAAAGCUUUAUAAAAGCAGCCAAAUUAGAGUUAAAAAUUGAUGCCUCAAGAAAAAUAACAGCCUUAGUGUUUGGUGCAACCAUUAAAGAAGACCAGUUUGAAAAAGUAAUUCAUCAAUAUAUGUCAACACCUACUUUUCAAAUUGAGUUGCAAUUUGGAGACUCCGUUCGAUCAGUGGCACCAGCAUCGACAGUUAGUGGCACUCUAUCGGAGUGUGAAUCCGUAGGUGGUUUUGGGGAUCUUACCCCAAAAACAAAUGUUAUUUCAACUUUAAAGACUGACAUAGAGUCCAUCAAGUCAAUUCCGGCUGUCAACAAAAUAUGGAGAAUUUUUAUUGCCGAAAAACGCCUGCAAAAUAAAGAUAGGGUGAAUAUUUCGAAGGCCCUUAUUGACGAAUGUCUAAAAGAAGACCCUAACAGAUUACUUAAACGUGAAGAUUUUGAAGUUCUGAAGUUAUAUUAUAUAUUAUAAUAUGUAUGAAUUUCUUUUAUGUUAAAUAAAAUGUGAAUAUCAAAAAUUGA
Messenger RNA from Musca domestica (house fly), 526 nucleotides. RefSeq lists its product as uncharacterized. The record is from RefSeq and is a predicted model, not a curated record. Bases 126 to 476 code for a protein of 116 amino acids. The transcript is spliced from 3 exons. Lineage: Eukaryota; Metazoa; Arthropoda; Insecta; Diptera; Muscidae.